UCCGGGCGGGCGGCGGCGCAGCCAUGAAGGUGCGGCGGCAGAAGCACGCCAAGAAGAUCAUGGGCUUCUACAAGCACAACUUCCACUUCUGCCAGCCCUUCCAGGUACUGCUGGAUGGCACCUUCUGCCAGGCCGCGCUCCGCAACAAGAUCCAGAUCCGGGAGCAGCUGCCGGGGUACCUCGGCGGCAUCACGCAGCUGUGCACCACCCGAUGUGUUCUAAAAGAACUGCAAUCACUGGGGAAGGCACUGUAUGGAGCAAAAUUAAUUGCCCAAAGAUCUGAAAUUCGAAACUGUUCUCACCACAAGGAUCCUGUGAGUGGUUCAGCCUGUUUACUCUCCAUGAUUGAAGAUGGCAAUCCUCAUCACUUCUUUAUUGCUACACAGGAUCAGGAUUUAGCAAACAAAGUGAAAAAGAAGGCCGGCGUUCCUCUCCUCUUUAUUAUUCAGAACACUAUGGUGCUAGAUAAACCUUCUCCUAAAUCUUUGACGUUUGUUCAAAAGUUGCAGACAGAUCAGCUCGUUCCAGCGUACCAGAAGCAAAGUAUUGUGCAGCUUAAAGAAAAAGAAGGACUAGCUAAACAAGAAGGUGCAAAGAGAAGGAAACGUAAAAGGGCAGGUGGCCCCAAUCCUCUCAGCUGUCUGAAGAAGAAAAAGAAAACCCAAGAGGGUCAGGAGCCUUCUGCAGAGAAGAAGAAAAGAAGAAAAAGAAAACGAAAUAGGGUUAAAGCAGAAGGCAUGCAAUCAGUGCAGAAGAAUGAAGAAGAAUAAAACCCAUCUUUGUAAACAGUGCAGGAUCUGAACAUUGUUUGAACUUUGCAAAAAGAAAGAUCGAUACGUUUGUAAUCAGACUGAUAGUAUGCAUUAUUUUUUUAUGAGGCAGGACUGCUUAUUAACUGCAUCUCAACAUUUGCAGAGUCUCUUCCUAGUAAUUUAUUCUGUUGCUUAGUAAUUGGGUUUGUGACAAAAUAUGUAGGAACCCUCACUGUUCGUUAUUCUCUCCAAUGUCUUGAUUACUUCCAGAGAGUUCACAUGAUUGGUAGCAAUCUUUUAGAAACGAUUCUUGGGUUUCAUUUGGGUUUUGGUAGGAUACUAGACCUCUUUCUUCUACUGUUCUUCCUAAAACUGGUCUUGAUGGUUGUACUGUUAAAGAAUAUGCAACUACAUUAAAA
Messenger RNA from Pogoniulus pusillus (Red-fronted tinkerbird), 1171 nucleotides. RefSeq names its product UTP23 small subunit processome component (gene UTP23). The transcript is spliced from 3 exons. The coding region runs from base 24 to 770 and encodes 248 amino acids. Gene Ontology annotation, molecular function: small ribosomal subunit rRNA binding. The record is from RefSeq and is a predicted model, not a curated record. Gene Ontology annotation, cellular component: nucleolus; small-subunit processome. NCBI's taxonomy places the organism in Eukaryota, Metazoa, Chordata, Aves, Piciformes, Lybiidae.